GCGGGGCCCCGGUCCGAGGAGAAAUGCAUUUACGCACUCCCGCUAUCUGCGGGGUGUGUGGGACUCUUUACUACAGCUGGAGGCCUUGACCAUAGAGGGCCUGGGUGAUAUGACACCCACUAAAACCUCGAGGGCGAUUGCCCAGUUAUUUGGGAUUUGCGUGUCUGUUUUGGUCACGUCUUUCCAUGUUUGUGUAACGAGUUUUGUGAAUUUGUUGCGUUUCAUUAUGUCGAUGCCGAAAGUUGUAUGUGUCGAGCCAUUUAUCAUUCGUCGCAUCUCAUGAUCCAUGUAUUAGGGCGAAACUUUCCAUCUUGCCCCUGUUCAUCGACGUUUUGUAGUUUGAUAUGUAGGUUGCCGCAGCCUAGUAUGGUGCCUAUUGUUUCAUUCAGUGGUAUUUUUAGGUCAAUUAUGUCCUCAGUGGGCUUGUUGGCGCCUUCCAUUGGAGAGAUUGUCUUUUUUGAGCUUUGUUUUGCGGUUGUACUUGGGGUUGAGUUUUUCCAGGAUCUCUUUCACUGUCAUUGCACGUUUAUGGGGGUUUUAGCACCUUCUGUUACAAUCUCGUUUGCAGUGUUUGCAUGCACAGUUUUGCGGGGGAAGUGGCAUUUAGCGUUGGCUUCGUGCGGACCUCGCUGUAGGCUUAUACUACAAGGGUCCCGGUACAAGUUUAGUGUACGAACAACCAUUUUGCCGAAUGCACACCUCUUGCGGUGGGUCGUCAAAACUUGAUGCACCGGCUAGCCAUAGCGUACAGGAUGACGGUAAGACAUCAAACUAGUGCCAACAUCAUCAAAGUGUGUGUUUUGGGCCCAACGCGUUGAAAGGGCUGAAGCUCUCGAUGCGGCUCAGCUGGUCGAGCGACUCGCUAGCCUGGAGCCUGGAAGACUGUAGGCUAGAACUUGAAGCUU
Molecule: messenger RNA, 905 nt
Organism: Suillus clintonianus
Lineage: Eukaryota; Fungi; Basidiomycota; Agaricomycetes; Boletales; Suillaceae
Exons: 4
Coding region: 247-726 (159 amino acids)
Source: RefSeq, a predicted model, not a curated record